This is a messenger RNA of Larimichthys crocea (large yellow croaker), 1344 nucleotides long. Its product is annotated as phospholipid scramblase 2. Gene Ontology annotation, biological process: plasma membrane phospholipid scrambling. Gene Ontology annotation, molecular function: phospholipid scramblase activity. Gene Ontology annotation, cellular component: plasma membrane. The transcript has 8 exons. Bases 379 to 1335 code for a protein of 318 amino acids. NCBI's taxonomy places the organism in Eukaryota, Metazoa, Chordata, Actinopteri, Sciaenidae. The record is from RefSeq and is a predicted model, not a curated record.
CAACAGUAUUCAUGCUGAGGAUAAUCUAUAAUCUGCACAUUUACAUGUGUCCUGAUGUGUGUCUGUGCCAGGUCGUUUAAAGGGGGAGGAGAAUACAAAUUAUAUGAUGUGAGUGGAGGGAGUGACAGCAAGCAGCAACAACGAGGAACAGACUGAGAGGAAGGCGGUGGAAAAAUAAGCUCUAAGGCUCCGUGGAUGUGGCUUUUUAUUUUUUAUUUCCUUCUUCCACUUUCACCGUUUGCUUUCAAAUUCAAGAGAAGAAACCAGCAACCAAAGAGUUUCCCAUAGAGACCCUGGGAGUGGACCGGGAAGUGUGACCUCCUUUAACGCUGUGCCCCCCGCCCCCCAAAAAAAAGAGUUCAAGCCAGCUCCAACGCCAUGUCCGCUCCUGGUUACCCUCCCAACCAAGCACCCUACCCCAUGCCUCAACCGGGCGGCCACUCUGUAGCCCCUUAUCCCUCUGCUCCAGGCGGGUAUGGAGACCCCAGUCAAGCUCCUCCACCAGGCUUCAACAUGGGUUACAAUCCAGGCCCAAAUCCUGUCGUGUAUCAACCCGGUCCGGUGGGUCCAGGCCCAGUUCCAGGACAGGAAUACAGCGGCCAUCCGGGAGCCAUCUCCCCGGCCCCGGUUCCAGCUCAGGCUGCGGUUGCAGUUGGGGUCCCCCCAGGGCUUGAGUACCUCACACAGAUUGACCAGAUCCUGAUCCACCAAAAAGUGGAACUCCUAGAAGCAUUCAUUGGGUUUGAGACCAACAACCAGUACGAGAUAAAGAACAGUCUGGGCCAAAAGAUCUACAAGGCCAAAGAGAAGAACGACUGCUGCACCAGGAACUGCUGCGGCUCGCUUCGCAGCUUCGACAUGAAGAUAAAGGACAACAUGGACAGGGAGGUCAUCCGUCUCAUAAGGCCUUUCCGCUGCGUGUCCUGCUGGUGUCCCUGCUGCCUGCAAGAGAUGGAGGUCCAGGCACCGCCGGGCACCACUAUAGGCUACGUCAAGCAGGACUGGCACCCUUUCGUGCCACGAUUUUCCAUCCAGGAUGCCAACAAGGAGACCGUGAUGAAACUGGAGGGGCCCUGCUUUGCCUGCAACUGCUGUGGGGACGUCAACUUUGAGCUGAAGAGCAAAGACGGUAAGAAGCCCAUUGGUCGCAUCAGCAAGCAGUGGAGCGGCCUGUUGAAGGAAGUCUUCACAGACACGGACAACUUCGGCAUCCAGUUCCCGUUGGACAUGGACGUGAAGAUGAAAGCUGUGCUCAUGGGAGCCUGCUUCCUCAUUGAUUUCAUGUUCUUCGAGAAGGUUGGGGAGGCCAACCAACGCAGCACUGUGUUUUCAUAACAGAGGAAA